Messenger RNA from Phaedon cochleariae (mustard beetle), 4444 nucleotides. Lineage: Eukaryota; Metazoa; Arthropoda; Insecta; Coleoptera; Chrysomelidae. The record is from the annotation of a GenBank genome assembly.
AUGGCCGCAAAAUUUCAUCUGAUAGUAAUCACAAUCACUACAAUCGUUGUGCAACGCGUGCACCAAGCCAUCUGUGACAGUGACAACCAGUAUACCCUGAACAAUGGCGGGUUUCUGUUUUCCAUGCCGAGAGUCCUGGUGUCAGGCAGAAAUGAGUCGGUUUGUAUUUCUUUACACGAGGUGGCUAUCCCCGCCAGGGUUGCUAUCAAUCUGAAAUGGAAAGAGAAACAUUAUCCGACGAUGAGACAUCUGGAAACAGAACACAGUUGUUUUGAACUUUAUGUCCCCCGCUUGGAAAUAAAAGAACCUACUUUGGUCAAUGUAAAAGUCCAAGUACACUCUUCCAGUGGUUCUAUACAGUCUGCCCAUAAUCAAGAUCCUAUUCAAAUGUAUGCGAAUGAAGUCAUCAAGACAUUCAUAGAUACAGACAGAGGAACGUAUAAACCCGGAGACAAAGUCAGAUUCAGGGUACUGGUACUCAACGACAGACUCCUUCCAAUCAGCACAAAGAUUGAAAAAAUACAAAUAAUCAAUCCUCUGGAUGUAACUGUGGCUCAAUGGGAAGAUGUCAUUCUUGAGAAUGGUCUAGUCAGCUUGGUUUACGAAAUGGUCUCGGAAAGUUUAGUGGGAAAAUGGAAAAUAGAAACUCUCGGGGAAUUGAAAAGUUUUGAAGUCUCUAAGUAUACUCUCCCCCGUUAUAAGAUAUAUCUAUUUCAUCCAGAAAUGAUUUACUACAAAGAACCAUCUUUCAUAGUGAACGUUUGUGCAGAAUAUUCCUAUGGGAAAAAAGUAGAGGGCUUGGCAUUUAUCAAGAUAUUUGAUUCCCAUGGUAAAUUGCAUCCUAUCCAUAAACUCAAAGAGAUGCAGAAUGGUUGCAGUGAAUUCUUGAUAACAAACGAGGAACUAGAAUUGUAUAAAAUCAAAGAAAAACUAUCAUCAGAUAAUCAAGGAAUCGUUCUCCAUAUAACAGCAACUGUGAAUGAAAGAGGGACGAACAGAAUAGAACUGACAACCGCAAAAAUCUCGUUGAAUAAUGAAGCCUACACAAUGAAAUUCAAAAGUGACUCAAUGUUCUUACCUGGUCUUCCAUACAACGGGAAACUGGAAUUUCAUAACAUAAACGUUGCUUUGGAAAAAGAAGUAGUGGAAAUUUGUUAUACCUUAGCUAUAAAAAAAAGCUGGAACUACACCAAUGAUGAAGUUUGCUCAAAUUUCACUAUAGGAAAUAAAACCGUUUUAACCUUCAAUGUGUUACCGAUGAAGAAUGAUGUGAUCCACAUGAAUUUCAAUGCCAGAUCCUUGAAUCAUUCCAAUAUUGAAGAUAGUUUCCUAGCGAUGCGUCUCUACUCAGCAAGCAACAUUCAUAUUCAUAUACAACGGAAUGUUUUGGAAAAAGCUAAAAAUGAAUGUAGAGCUUCUCAACAGUUUGAAAUCACUCUCACCACGAACUCUUUCAGGAAUAAUGAGAAUAUUACAUUAUAUUACUUGGUCAAGAGUUCUUCCCAUAUCUACAAGAUGAGGAAGAUCAAGCACCAAGUGAAGAAACAAAGUACAGAGUACAUAAGUGAUUUGAAAAAUAUCAUAAAUGAUACUAAUGUGUACUCGAUGGUAUCCAUAUAUGAUAAAAUUGUUAUCAAAUUCAAACUCGAUAAAAAGAUCAUUUCCAAUUACCAACUACUGGUUUAUUAUGUUACCAAGACCGGUGAAACAAUUGCUGCUACCAAAAGUGUUGAUGUCGAUCCUUGCUUGAUGAAAGUUGAAGCCAAAUGGACUCAAAAUAGAAUCGUACCAGGUUCAACUGCUGAUCUGAACAUUGAAACUGGAGUUCCAGCAUUGUGUUCAGUUUCAUCAAUAGAUAAGUCUUCCAAGUUUUUGUCCUCGCAUCAUCGAAUGAUCGAUAAAUCUAGUCUAUUGAAAGCUUUCAUUUGGAAAAAUAGAGAAACAGCACCAUCAUCAAGAAGAACUUGUUUAACACCAGAGAAAAAGAAACCCAAAGCUGUUCCUCAAUUUUUUGCAUCGGGAUUGACACAAGAGGAAUAUAGGGAAAAGCGACAUACAUACUCGUUUUCAGAAGAUUUUGACGCCCACGACGUUUUGAAGAGUUUCGGAUCUGUGGUCAUAACCAACACGAAAAUCGUAACCAAGGCAUGUUAUACAGGUCCAAAAAUAGAACAACCUAAUCAAGUCCAGUUCAUGAUCGAUCAGUAUGAACCACCAUCUGAAUCCCAAGCUGUUUCAGUAAGAUCUAAUUUUCCUGAAACAUGGCUUUGGGAAUUAGUACCAGUUAGUGGAUUGGUGCAAUUGAAGAGGCAUUUGCCUCAUGCAAUAACUAGUUGGGUAACGAACGUAUUGUGUAUCUCAGAUGUAGCUGGCAUAGGUAUAGCAAAUGAAACUGAAAUCACCAGUUUCCAAUCGUUUUUUGUUGAAAUUCUUGCCCCAUACACAGUGAAACAAGAAGAAACUUUCUAUUUGUAUGUGCAUAUUUCCAACUACUGGAGUCAUCAAUUUCCGAUUAGGAUAUCACUUCAUUUGUCCACCGGUUUGGUACUGAGCAACAAAGAUGACAAACUGGCUGUGUCCUUCUGUUUACCAGAAAAUAGUACUGCGAGCCAAAAAUUCCAGCUGAAAGCAACUGUUAUUGGGACCGUUAAUAUCAGCGUUAUUGCCAAAACAGAUCGACACUAUCCCCUCACCUGUGGACCGGAAACUAUCAUAUCGAGAAGGGAUACCGUGCUGAAAUCGAUUAUAGUUGAACCAGAAGGGUACCAGAUGAAGGAAACCAAAUCUGCAUUACUAUGCUCAUUGGAGGGCACCAACUCGACGAACAUUUCAUGGAAUAUUCAGGUACCACAGGAUAUUGUUCCUGAUACCUACAAAUCACAUCUGAGUUUGAAUGGAGAUCUAUUAGGAAAACCACUGGAGAAUCUGGGAGAUCUUCUUGACGUGCCAAUGGGCUGUGGGGAACAAAUCAUGGCUUCAGUGGCACCUAAUUUAUAUAUCUUGAGGUAUUUGAACUCUACCAAUAUCUUGAAGAAGUCAACCCACCAGAGAAUAUUGCGAAACCUCAAAAUAGGUUAUCAAAAAAUUCUGAAUUACGUUCACAAAGAUGGUUCAUUCUCGGCAUUCGGUUACCACGAUCCCAUGGGUUCGAUGUUUCUAACCACUUUCGUCGUAAAAAUUCUACAAGAAGCCAAAAUGUAUAUUUAUGUCAAUCAGAGGGUUAUCGAUAGGGCUGUCAUCUGGAUUUUCGAAAACCAACUCGAGAAUGGAUGUUUCAAUACGAUGUUACAUGUUUUUCAAGAUAUGGGUGGUACUAGUCGAGAAAACAGUACAGCUGGAUUGACGUCAUACGUUAUUCUUAGUCUCUUAGAAUCAAAUAUAGAAGUUCCCGAACUUGUCAUAACCAAUGCCAAGUAUUGUUUGAGGGGUCAACAUAAUCCAGAUAAAUAUAGCAUGGCCAUCACUUGCUACGCCAUGUUCAAGAUGGAAUGGUACCAUGAAGCAAACAAAGUACUCGACAAACUCAUAGCUGUCGCUGAUCAGCAGCACAAUAUGAUGUGGUGGUCCAUUAAGAGAAACACUUCUACAGCAUCCGAUAUCGAAACUACAAGCUAUGUAUUACUCUCUCUCCUAUAUCAGAAUACAUCAGAAAAUCUGGCUAGGGCACUAUCUGUGGUGAAAUGGUUAUCGUCCAAAAUAGAAGCUAAGGGAAGUUUCAAAUCGACACAGGAUACAGUUGUAGCUUUAGAUGCACUAUCAAGGUACUCGCGAUUGAUACAAACAAACAACCUGAACAUGAGGAUACAUAUUGAGACUGAGUAUGGUGAACAAAAUCUUACAAUUACGAAUAGCGAUAGCUUGAAGUCCAAAAGAAUCACCCUGAAACCCACAACUGGUGAACUUGAUGUGAAUGUUUAUGGAAAUGGUUGUGUACUAGUUCAGAUCACCCAAUCGUAUUACCUUCGUCAAAUUGCGAGAAGUGAAGCCUUCAAACUAGCUGUAGAUGUUUCCCCUGUUUCUACAAUAGAUCAGUGCUCUGUCACUAGUUUAUCUCCCUGCUUGGCUUACACAGGGCCAGAUAAAGUAUCCAACAUGGCUGUUAUGGAAAUUUCAUUGCCCAGUGGCUAUCAAGCAGAUAGAGCUUCUUUAUACAGUUUGGUGAAUCCAGAUACACUAUCAGGAAUCAAGAUGUUCGAAGAAGAUAUCGACAAAGUCAAUUUAUAUUUCACGAAGCUGGACAAGAAACUGCUCUGUUUUUCGUUCAAUAUUAAUGAGAACUACGAAGUGAAUGAUAGAAAAGAAUCGUUGGUGAAACUAUAUGAUUACUAUAAUCCGGAAAAUCAAAUUAAACAAAUGUAUGCGAUGGUCAAUAAUUGCAGCUAUGGAAAUAUCUCUCAAAUACCUGAUAUAUCGAAAAUCCUGGCUAGAUAGAUUCCUGAUCUGA